Messenger RNA from Alosa alosa (allis shad), 1151 nucleotides. It is a transcript of the gene ifnphi1, whose product is annotated as interferon phi 1. The transcript is spliced from 6 exons. The record is from RefSeq and is a predicted model, not a curated record. Gene Ontology annotation, cellular component: extracellular region. Bases 289 to 756 code for a protein of 155 amino acids. Gene Ontology annotation, molecular function: cytokine receptor binding. NCBI's taxonomy places the organism in Eukaryota, Metazoa, Chordata, Actinopteri, Clupeiformes, Clupeidae. Gene Ontology annotation, biological process: defense response.
GGUAGCCUACACGUAACUCUUCGCUACGCCACUUGAUAGUAUUCGAAAUCGACGAGAAUGACAAAACAACUAAAAAGAGACUUUAAAUGUCGUUCAACGUGCCGCUAUUGGAUUGGUUUUUCUAUUUUACAACCAAAUGUAAGAUUUCUUCACUAUGGGCUAUACAUAUUCGAAAGCGAGUAGCACGCGAAGACGAGAAAAUGGAAGACAAGAAGAGGGGGGAAGAAGGCCUACUACUACACAAGCUUCACUGAAAGCGCACAGGGUGCCUCCUGUAGAUGGCUCCAAAUGUACGAACGCUAUAAUGCGGAAUGCUUCAGACUAUUGAAAGACAUGGGAGGAGAUUUCAAAUCAGACGGAGUGCCCAGACUUCCAGAUACCCAGAUACUUUCAGCCCUAUACCGCUCUGUGAACAGUGCUACGGCUGAUGACAAAAUCAUAUUCCUGCAUGUGGCCACAAAGCAGAUAGUGAGGCUGUUGAACAAUUCAAAUGUGACCAACACUUGGGAUAAGACGAAACUGGACAACCUGCUCAACGUUCUCAACCAGCAGUCUACCAACCUUGGAGAUUGUGCUGCACAAGUGCCGACAAGAAUGUCUAAAUACAGAAAACAACUGAAGAAACACUUCCGUAGCCUGAAGAAGUUCCUGAUAGAAAUGAAAUACAGCAAACAGUCAUGGGAGCAGAUCAGGAAAGAAGUUGAACGUCAUCUACACCGACUGCUGUACCUAGCCAACACCAUGGUGGAGUACUGAAGAGGCCAUGGCACACAUUGGAUUUAGUAUUUUCAUUUGGUUUGGGGAUAUUUAACUCCCCACAAAAAGACAUGGUGGUGGUCCAUCGUGGUCGACACCCUGUAUGGUUCCGCAUUCCCAACAUUCACAUUCUGCAUUCUGAACAUUCAAUCAAGCCAUCAAUGGACAAGCUUCUUAGACCAUGCAUUGAGAACAAACUAUUUAUUGUAUUUAUUUAUUUUAAUUUUAUAAUGUAUUUAUUGAUAAGCUGUAUUUAUUUUUGUACUUGAGAAAUGCCUGUUUAAUGUAGAUCAUUAAACUCUUUAUGAUGUAAUUCUGUACUUUGUACUUAACCAGAGACUUUCUAAUGACACAGCACUCAAAAAAUCCUCCAUAGAAAUGCAUGGGGUUAGUUU